Messenger RNA from Racocetra persica, 1149 nucleotides. Lineage: Eukaryota; Fungi; Glomeromycota; Glomeromycetes; Diversisporales; Gigasporaceae. The record is from the annotation of a GenBank genome assembly.
AUGGGAGACCAAUGGGGCUCCAAAUUCCAGUCACCAACACAGAUCCAUGAGUAUCUGCAAAACUCAUCGGAAUGUCGAGAAUUAUUUCGAGCCUGGGACUUGCAGAUAGAAAAAAAUAUUGCAAAACCUGAGGUCCCUAUACUAGAUGUGUUUGCCAAAAUUAUUCAAUAUACUACAAAUACACCUUCAUUAAGAUCCACUGGGACGAUAAUAAUUCGUAAUAUUUUAAGAAAUUAUAUGAAACCAAUUAUUCGAAAUUUAUCAUCUGAUCAAUACCCUUUGUGUCAAGCGACUUUGAGAUUAUUGAUAGUGAUAAAUUCUCAUGAUAUCACAACAACAAGAGAAUUGCAGGAAUCUUUUCCUUAUGGUCUCAAGACGCUCGGUAAAUUAUUGAACAUAAGAAAAAACGAUUCAAAUGACCAAAAAUCACGUCCAAAAGAUGAUAUUCGUACUCUAUAUAUUCGUUUUAUUUUGACAUUCUUAACACAUGGAGAUUCUAAAGUGAGAUCUUGUGUUUUGGAAACAAAAAAUUUUGCAAAUGCAAUAUUCAAAGGGUUAUCUGGCGAUCCGUAUGAGUUUGUGGAUGAGGUGUUGAAAACAUUCCAUGAUUUCGUCAUAGUUGACAAUCAAAUCAGUCGAAAAACAAAAGCAUCUUUUUUCAAUACUGGGGUGUUAAAUCAUGUAAAUAGACAGUAUCCAACCGAUUUUGAACCACCAGAAUCUGACAAGGUCGUCGCAGACGUUGUUCACAAAUUUCUGUUAUCAAUUUGCUGUGUGCCAGGAGUAGGAAUCUGCUUCCGUGAUGCAGGAUGGUAUUCAUGUAGUUCACAGAAUUCUAUAAAUGGCACUGGCAAAUCUAAAGAUGGUGACAAAGUUAAAUUGCAUAAUAUUAUAUUGUCUUCCUUUAUUAAAUCUUUGAAGCCAACUCAAGAUUUAAAGCAGCAAGAAUUGUUGUUGAAAAUUUUGGAAGCAUGCCCAGAGUUAAUUCAUAUAAUUUGGCAAGAUAAAAAUAUUUCUUUUGAUCCUCAUCUCUCUUAUAGAUGGAUUGCAAAUAUGACACUUCUUCAUAAGAUAAUAUCACUACCUGUUCCAUUGCUUUAUAUUUCAGGUACAAAUGUUUACUCUGAAAUACCGCCUGAAGUUACUUCG